Messenger RNA from Nilaparvata lugens (brown planthopper), 3483 nucleotides. RefSeq names its product gastrula zinc finger protein XlCGF57.1-like. The record is from RefSeq and is a predicted model, not a curated record. Gene Ontology annotation, molecular function: DNA-binding transcription factor activity, RNA polymerase II-specific; RNA polymerase II cis-regulatory region sequence-specific DNA binding. Gene Ontology annotation, biological process: regulation of DNA-templated transcription. The coding region runs from base 120 to 2303 and encodes 727 amino acids. The transcript has 8 exons. NCBI's taxonomy places the organism in Eukaryota, Metazoa, Arthropoda, Insecta, Hemiptera, Delphacidae.
UGGUGUUGCAUCUUUCCAUGCUAAUUCAUUGGCUGGUGUUUUUGAGUCCGGCUGUCCUCUAAUAAUAAUAGUUUGGUACUUUAUUCUAUCCAAUAUCAAUUUAAAUAUGAAAUACUAAAAUGGAGUCAGAUAUGGCGACAGUAACUGUUAAAAAGGAGGAGGAGGAGGAGGAUGAUAGCAGCCAGCAACCAGCUGCAGUGGAAGAUGAUUGCAGCCAACAAAAUUAUCUAAUCCCUGGCUUCAACAUGAUCUUCAUCAAAGAGGAGGCAUAUGACGAGGAAGAGGCUGAAGAAAGUGCAGUGAAGAGCGAACCAGAGAUGUGGCCUUCAAACUGCAGCACAUCUGGCCGAGACUAUGCAACAGGAGUGGGUGGACUGAAUGAGCAUUCAACCUCUCCAGUGGAGAAGUGCACUGAGUCAUCUGUGGCUGGCAAAAAGACCAAGCUAUACAGCUGUGCUGACUGUAGCUAUAAGACACCAAAGUUUAGUCAUUUGAAGAUCAAGGAAGAAAUUGAAGCAUUCCUGAAUGCUCCAAUGGAUAUUGGCAGAAGCGCCCAUGAAUUAUCCUUGAAGGAUGAAUUAGACUAUGAGAAUCAGUCAAAAAUGUCCACAUGUGACCAAAUAACAGAUAGCAAAUCACCAGUCUCAGAGCACAAUUCAUUGAGUGGAGAAUCAGAUUCCAGGUUGACUAAGGCCAUUGAAAAAGAAGUGUGUGGUGGUAGAAUAGCCAAAGUAGUAUCAGUAAGUUUGGAGGAUUCGUUUGAAGGCUGCAAUCAACAGAAGUUAUGUCCAUACCAGAUGGUGACAGUUACUGUCAAAAAGGAGGAGGAGAAGGAGGAGGAGGAGGAUAGCAGCCAGCAACCAGCUGCAGUGGAAGAUGAUUGCAGCCAACAACAUUAUCUAAUCCCUGGCUACAACAUGAUCUUCAUCAAAGAGGAUGCAUAUGACGAGCAAGAGGCUGAAGAAAGUGCAGUGAAGAGCGAACCAGAGAUGUGGCCUUCAAACUGCAGCACAUCUGGCCGAGACUAUGCAACAGAAUUGGGUGGACUGAAUGAGCAUUCAAUCUCUCCAGUGGAAAAGUGCACUGAGUCAUCUGUGGCUGGCAAAAAGACCAAGCUCUACAACUGUGCUCACUGUAGCUAUAAAACACCAAGGUUCACUGAUUUGAAGACACACAUUAGAAAACACACUGGGGAAAAACCUUUCAGAUGCGAGUUUUGUGACUACAAAAGUGCUCAGUUAAGUAAUAUGAAAACACAUAUUAGAACUCAUACAUCAGAGAAACCUUUCAGCUGCGAGUUUUGUGACUACAAAAGUGCUCAGCUAGGUCAUUUGAAAGUACAUAUCAGAACCCAUACUGGAGAAAAACCAUUCAGCUGCGAGUUUUGUGAUUUCAAAAGUUCUCAGCUAUGUACUUUGAAAGCACAUAUCAAAACACAUACUGGAGAAAAACCAUUCAGCUGCGAGUUUUGUGACUUCAAAAGUGCUCAUCUAAGUACUUUGAAAGCACAUAUCAAAACACAUACUGGAGAAAAACCUUUCAGCUGUAAGUUUUGUGACUACAAAAGUACUCUGUUAGGUAAUUUGAAAAGACAUAUCAGUAUACAUACUGGAGAAAAACCUUUCAGCUGUGAAUUUUGUGAUUUUAAAAGUGCUAGUUUAGGUCAUUUGAAAGCACAUACCAGAACACAUACUGGAGAAAAACCUUUCAGCUGCGAAUUUUGUGAUUUUAAAAGUGCUAGGUUAGGUCAUUUGAAAGAUCAUAUCAGAACACAUACUGGAGAAAAACCUUUCUGCUGCGAGUUUUGUGACUUCAAAAGUGCUCAUCUAAGUACUUUGAAAGCACAUAUCAAAACACACACUGGAGAAAAACCUUUCAGCUGCGAUUUUUGUGACUACAAAAGUGCUCAGCUAGGUCAUUUGAAAGUACAUAUCAGAACCCAUACUGGAGAAAAACCAUUCAGCUGCGAGUUUUGUGAAUACAAAAGUGCUAGGUUAGGUGAUUUGAAAGUACAUAUCAGAACCCAUACUGGAGAAAAACCAUUCAGCUGCGAGUUUUGUGAUUUUAAAAGUGCUAGGUUAGAUCAUUUGAAAGUACAUAUCAGAACCCAUACUGGAGAAAAACCAUUCAGCUGCGAGUUUUGUGACUUCAAAAGUGCUCAGCUAGGUAAUUUGAAAGCACAUAUCAAAACACAUACUGGAGAAAAACCUUUCAGCUGCAAGUUUUGUGACUUCAAAAGUGCUAGAUUAGGUAAUUUGAAAGCACAUACCAGAACACAUACUGGAGAAACAACUCCUAGCUAAGCAUAAUUUUGUUAACCCUCACUUUCUUAUCAAACUUUAUUAAAACAGUUAUCUACUCUACCUUGAAUCUUCCAAUUAAACUUCAUCUUCAAUUGAUUCAAUUUAUUUCAUCAAUAAGUAAUAACUUGGUGGGUAAAUCCUGCAGUAGAGUCUGCCAUGAAUGAGGUUAGUCCUCCUCUCUUUGUGGCUUCAAAAAAAAAAUUAUUUGUGAAUACAUUGAUAAUAAUUGUCACAGAUCAUAUGAAUAUGGUUGGGAUACAUCACCAGGCUUGCCCAAAACUGUUAUUCAUCCAAAUUUCAUAAAGAAUAACAUUUUUUAUGUUUUCUUAAUUCAAAUUUCAAUAUUUAUAUCUUAUUCAAGAACAACAUUUUUGUAUCAUUCUCUUGGUGUAAAUGAGGCUUGUUUUAGCAGUAAGCCUGUAAACCUCUGAAUUAUGUUUGAGAGUAUUUCUAUAUGUUCAAUAGUAUUAUCUCUUGUAUUAUUUUUAGAUGUUAUAAUAUUAUAUUAUGUAAUAUCACAUUUUUCCCGAUUGAAAUAGAAUCUUCAAUUACUGAAUUAACAGAUAAUUCCAAACAACAUAAAGGGUAAAUAAAUUUAAAAUAACUUUAAAAAAUAAAGUUUUAUUGAGUAUAAUAAAUGAAAUUUGUUAACUUGUAUUCUUUAUCAGUUGGCAAUCGAUGAUGUGUAGGCAUUUAUUUAUUUCAGGUGUUCAUCUCAGGCGUUUCUCUCAAUUUUGUAUAAGGCUUGGCUAUCAUUAGAAGUAUUUGUCUCCUGUUGAAGAUUUUCUAAAUAAUUGAAAUUUAAGAUGUUUUGUAUGAGAUUUGAAUGUUUUUUAUUAAAUUUAUUGAUGUUAAUGAACAUAUGUGAAGUGUAGAUUUCAAUUUCUCUUUUCAAUUGGUGUUAAAAUUUUCAUUUAAUGUUGAAAGCCAUAAGCCUGCCUUAUAGCCUGUAAAUGAAGGAUAAGUAUUAUUAAUUUAUAAGUUGUAUAUUUUGAUCUAGUUUUGAAACAAUAAUUUCUGAGUUUUUGUGAAAGCUUUUUGAAUCUAUUUUGAUGAACAUAUCAAACAUAUUUGUAACCUCAAUUAUGUUCAAUCUAUUUUCAGUCCAUGUAUGAUUAUUUGUUCUGGUGUAAACUGAAUUUUUUCGAAUCAUUUUGAAAAUUAUAAUUUGAUUUGCUCU